Lepisosteus oculatus (spotted gar) is the source of this 1034-nucleotide messenger RNA. RefSeq names its product UBX domain protein 8 (gene ubxn8). The record is from RefSeq and is a predicted model, not a curated record. Gene Ontology annotation, cellular component: endoplasmic reticulum. Gene Ontology annotation, molecular function: ubiquitin binding. NCBI's taxonomy places the organism in Eukaryota, Metazoa, Chordata, Actinopteri, Semionotiformes, Lepisosteidae.
CUUACAAUACGCGUUUCAAUCAGGAAGAGCAAUGGGGAACUACAUACAGCGAUCUUAAAAAUACUCGCUAAUUAAAUCAGAUUGUAAAGGGGAUGGCUGAGCUUAAGACAGUUGCACUAUUCGGAAUAGUGUCUCUGUCUUUCUAUUGUUUUGCUUUGUGGAAAAACUCUAAUGUUGGUGUGAGACGCGUGCUGCUGUUGGCCGGGCGAGGGCUCCUGGUGCUGGCUCUGGCUACGUGGCUGGUGUCGGCAGUGUUUCCACGGCUGAGAUCCCUCUUCCAGUCCACUCUCCACCUGGUCUGUCCCCAAGGUCAGCGUCAGCCACUCCACACUCUGGUACCUGAAGAUGAAGCGAACUGGGAACGGGACAAGGCCAGGAAAGAACAACAGGAGAAACACAAUGAGAAGGCUUCCACAUAUCAGGAGGUUGUGCUGAGGCCUCGUCAGGAGUCCAGGCUGAGGAAGAAGCAGGAGAAGCUGUACAGGAUGACUGGGGAACUCUGGAAGCUGUCGGCGGGGCAGGCACUUCGGGCGAGUGCAGCCUCCGAUCAGGAUGCCGGUGCUGGCAAGGAGCCUGCCUCUGACACUCCAAACCGAGAGGCCAUGAGGAGACAGAGGCUGCCGGAGACUCUGGUCAGGGUCCCCCCUCCUUCAGAGCCCCCCCAGCAGAAGAGGGUUGUUGUUUUACCUGAAGAACCACCAGAAGACUCUGAAGGGGCAGUCAGGGUGGCUCUCAGAUGUACCAGCGGAAGGACUUUCAGAAGGACGUUUCUCAAGUCUCACAGCUCACAAGUACUUCUGGACUGGAUGGUGAAGAUUGGUUACCACCCAGCCAUUUACACCAUCUGCACAAUGUACCCCCGCAGACCCCUGAACAUUGCCCUGGACAUCAGUCUUGAACAAGCCGGAAUUACAAAAAACACAGUUUUGAAUGUGGAUGAAAAAGACCCCUCUCCAACAUGAGAAAGCCUCUUGCUCUCUCUAGGGAGAGCUACUUGUAGUGGAAGGAAAUAAACAAAACUGUGUGUCUAAUAA